GGUUCGGCCAUGGCCGAAGAUUUGGGGGAUCAAUUCCAAGCUCUGAAGCUGUCACUCAAAGAGAGCAAGGAUGUGGAAUUGGAUACAACUGAUGUUAAACUUAGUGAUGAGGAAUGCCGCAGAAGUGUUCUUGGGAAAAUUAUUGGCGACCGCAAAGCUAGCAUUUUUGGGAUUAAACGUAUGAUGAGUGUGGUCUGGCAAACAUCUAUGGCUUUUGAGGUUAAAGAGGUUGAGGCAAAUAUCUUCCAAUUUAUCUUUGGUUGUAAGGAGGACAAGGAGAAGGUUUUAGCAGGAGUCAAUUGGGUCUUCGAAAACCAAUAUUUGGUGCUCCAAGACUGGAGAGAAGGCUUGUCUUUCCAGGACCCGAGCUUCAACGAAAUAUCUCUAUGGGUGCAAGUGCAUAAGCUUCCUCUGAACUGGCUAAGCAUAGAAGUGGGUCAGAAAAUUGGGAGGCUGUUCAAGAGGAUCAAAAAUGUUGUGGUGGUGAAAUCAGGAGGGGCUCAAGGUAGUUAUCUGAGAAUGUUGGUUUCUCAUGAUAUUUCUGAACCUAUUCUCAGAUGUGCUCAUAUUAAACUCGGUGAUCAACGAUUGGGUGUGACCUUCUUGUAUGAAAAAUUGGUAAGCUGCUGCUAUUACUGUGGGAUUGUGGGUCAUCUGGAGAGAUCAUGUGAUGUCCGAGCUAAGGAUAUUGAAGAAGGCAAGCAAAUGGUGGGUCAAUUUGGUGAGUGGUUGAAAGCGAUGGAAAUUGGUAGAAUGGGAGGGUCAUCUCAGAACUCAUCUCCUUCUCAAACUAAUAGCAACUUGCACUCUCAAGGGAAUCACUCUAACCCAGGGCAGAUGAACUCAACAAAUGCAGAGCAGGAAAUGGGUAGAUCCAAUGGAGGGAUUCCUCAGUCUGAUCACCCCAAUGACAUUCUAUCUACAGCUUUGGUGGUUAGUUCUGAGAUUAAUACAGGUAACCUUCAACCUGUGAUUCAAAGGGAAGAUCAUAACUUAAGCCUAUGGGUGCAAUCAGAAGUUGAGGAGGUCAAGAGGAUGGAAAUUCAUCAGGAGAUUGUAAAGGAUAUGAUGAUACCAGUCAGAGAUCAAGAGACUAUAGUACCAAAACCAACAGGAUUGGAUCUGGUGAUGAAACCUAACUCUUCAACCUGGAAGAGGAAGAAGUCUGAAUCAGGUAGACUUCAGAGAACCAUGGAGACACCAAUAGAGGCUGCAACACAUACUAUUGGGAAAAGAAACAGACCUUUACUAGCUCAGGCU
This is a messenger RNA of Striga hermonthica, 1260 nucleotides long. Lineage: Eukaryota; Viridiplantae; Streptophyta; Magnoliopsida; Lamiales; Orobanchaceae. The record is from the annotation of a GenBank genome assembly.